Pocillopora damicornis (cauliflower coral) is the source of this 2580-nucleotide messenger RNA. RefSeq names its product neuronal acetylcholine receptor subunit alpha-3. Gene Ontology annotation, biological process: monoatomic ion transmembrane transport. Gene Ontology annotation, cellular component: membrane. The record is from RefSeq and is a predicted model, not a curated record. NCBI's taxonomy places the organism in Eukaryota, Metazoa, Cnidaria, Anthozoa, Scleractinia, Pocilloporidae. Gene Ontology annotation, molecular function: transmembrane signaling receptor activity; extracellular ligand-gated monoatomic ion channel activity.
ACAAGAAGAGAAAAAGACACCUAGGGACACAUACGAACAGAGUACUGGGAAAUUGGUUUGGUUUAUUAAGGUAUUAUUGCUCGUUGUCAAAUCAGGAAAUUGCAAACCACCUUGAAUUUUAAAAACGAACGUGCUUUAAUAACAACAUGAUCAUCAUUUAUUUAGUCAAUAUAUAUUUAGAACAGCAAUGACGCAAAAUAUCAGGUGAUAUCGUGGUAAAUUCAUUAUGUUGGAGAGUUUUUUUUUUAUAUUUUUCAGAAUCAGGCGUCCAUCAGCCGCGUAAUAGCUUCAUGGCAAAAGCUUGUGGUUAGCACGUUUCGCACUCUGAAAAAAAUAUAUAGUCCAGAGCGAGCUCGUCGAAAUCUUGGCCAAACCGCACUGGAAUAAUGUUACGAGUUCUUAUGUUGCAAGUUGCGGUGUCCAUGUUGACUUACCAAACAACUAACGCGGAAAGAAAUUUCUCUCGCAACCCUCAACAGCGGUUGUUGGACGAUUUACUUGCGGGCUAUGACAGAGAUGGGCACCCAGGUGGCGGACAACGAGUCAAAGUGGAUGUAGGCGCGAAAGUUGUACGGAUUGUCAACAUUGACGAGAAGAACAAUGCUUUGCAGGCUCAAUGGUGGAUGAAACAGGACUGGAACAAUCCUGACCUCAGAUGGAAUCCAGACGACUAUGAUGGAUUACAAACGGUUUAUGUGGUUCCAUCAAAGGUGUGGGUACCAGAUGUUUUGUUGUACAACAAUUUAUUUUUCAGCGCUGACAAAGAAAUGGAUGCUGCUGGUGCACUGGAGAAAUACAAAACCAAAAUUUCCCUGUCCUAUGAUGGAAACAACUCGUGGAUGGCGCCAGCUAUGUUCCAGAGCAUUUGCAAAAUCGAUAUCAAGUAUUUUCCUUUCGAUGAGCAACACUGUCAUAUGAAAUUUGCUUCCUGGGCUUAUGACGUCUCAAAGCUUGACGUUUACGUCAAUCCUAAAGAGACAGGUCUACAGAAAGGGAUUUACCAGCCGUCCAAUGAGUGGCACCUCGUUAGUGUCGAUGCAGUGAGGAAUGAGGUAAAGUAUACAUGCUGUCCUCAUCCUUAUUCCGAAGUGUUGCUGACACUAAAUCUACAACGUCACUCAAGAUAUUAUGUCAUCAACCUGGUGUUUCCAUGCGCACUGAUUGCCUGUAUGGUGUUUUUAACGUUCGUGUUGCCUCCAGAAUGUGGGGAGAGGAUUUCACUAUGUAUCACUGUUCUUAUGGCCAUGACAAUCUUCCAGGAACUUACAUCGGAGAAACUACCACCCAGCUCAGAUACAUUCUUUUUGAUCGGCACUUACUACACCGUCGCCAUCUUCGAAAUCGGUUUAGCGAUAGCAGCCACUUGUCUCGUUCUUAACUUCUACUACAGCAAAACAAAGAUGCCCGGCUGGUUAAAAACGAUUCUUCUCAGGACUCUGGCGCCCCUUGUCAGAGUAAAAGUCAAGAGAAGACGGCUUUCAGUCAAAGAGAGUCUGCGGUCAACAGACGGCGGGCAUGCGCUCGAUACAAUUCACAACCCAACGUUUGAAACUUUUAACCACUCGGACAAUGGCCUGGCUCUGACCUGGGUUGGGGAUGUAUUUGAACAAAAUUCAAGUGUUUCUGUAAUGUCUGUGAACUUGAGAAAAGAUAGUGUCGUUGAUGAAGAGAUGGACUCCAAACAGAACAUCAACAACUGCGGGAAGAACUGCAACGGUAUUGCUGGCAAAGGCAACCAUUCCAUCAAACUCAAAGAAAAACUUGGUCAGGAAAAAGAAAGCACACACGAAAUCAUGGAACCAACUUUGCAUCAGAUAAUUGAAUGGCAAGAUGAGUGGAGAGCGGCGUCGCAAGUGUUGGACAGACUCAUAAUUAUUUCCUCUGUGAUUAUCGGGUGUGUUUCUGCUGCUGUUAUUUUCCUGCAAGCUCCAAGAGUGAGACAAAUGCUGUCUUUUUCAUAGAAAAGAGGCACCAGUAAGAAGUGUGUGAGAACAAACCCAGCAUAUAUGACAAUGCAUAUUCUCUCUACUUUUCGGUGCAAUAACGUGGGGAUAUUGUGAGGAAAGGACAACAACGUUCGAUCCUGGAGAAAAAAAACAAAAGGCUUCCCUGAAUUUCGGCUUUGUGUGUGAGCGGCAACAAAAAGUACGAUGGCCCACCUCUGUCACGGCAAAAGAAAUAACCUCGCGGCAAAAGAGAAAGACUCGCGACAAAAGGAGGAACCUCACCGCAGAAAGGAAAAGACUCACGGCAAAAGAAAAAACCUCACGGCCAAGACUCACCACCGUGAGUCUUUUCCUUUUGCCGUGGGGUUUUUUCCGCGAGGUUACUUCUUUUGCCGUGACAGUUGUGAGCCACCGUAAAAACGUAAUAACUUGGUUAAAAAAAAACAUAUAUUACAAAGGUUUCAAGUCUGAAAUCUUCAUUUAAGGGACAGCAUCAAUACAUAACAGGUGAGAAAGAAAAACAAUUUUAUCGAAGAGUGAGACGCUAACUUUCAUAUACAUUCCCGUCUAACAAUAUUGUAAGGUACCAAAGCCCAAAAUUGUGACAAACCAGAACACGGUACUGUUAAAUAUU